Messenger RNA from Fukomys damarensis (Damara mole-rat), 1894 nucleotides. RefSeq names its product transmembrane protein 141 (gene Tmem141). Lineage: Eukaryota; Metazoa; Chordata; Mammalia; Rodentia; Bathyergidae. The record is from RefSeq and is a predicted model, not a curated record. Bases 46 to 372 code for a protein of 108 amino acids. The transcript is spliced from 5 exons.
CUCCGCCAGCUCCUGCGCAGGCGCGCUCCCGAAGCCCGGCCAGCCAUGGUGAACUUGGGCUUGUCCCGUGUGGAUGAUGCAGUGGCCGCCAAGCACCCGGGAAUCGGGGAGUACGCUGCGUGCCAGUCCAACGCCUUCAUGAAGGGCGUGCUCACCUUCGUGGCAGGCACCGGCGGGACCUUCGGCCUGCAGAUUCUCAUCCAGAGAAAGUUUCCCUACCCGAUGCAGUGGAGUAUCCUGGUGGCCGUGGUUGCAGGCUCUGUGGCCAGCUACAGGGUGACCAGAGUGGAGUCGCAGAAAUGCAGCAACCUCUGGCUCUUCCUGGAGACGGGGAAGCUCUCCAAAGACAUGGGCACAGGUCAGUCCCGAUAGGAGAGCUGCAGCCAGGGUGUGGAUCUGGGUGGAAAGAAUCCAGGAACACAGUCCUCAGGGCUCCCAACUCCAGACCCCCUCACACACCACGAGGCCUGACGAACCUGCUGUUGCUGUUGCUGCUGCUGCCGCCCACACCCAGGACCUGCCCAGGUCAGCUCAGAAGCUCCUGGCAGGGCGGGGCAGGGGAUUCUCCUGGGGUCAGCACCUGACUGUGUCCUGCUGCACAUACUGUGGAGGCAGCAGGCUGUGCGUGGUGGACACAACUGCGCACCCUCUCUGUGCUGUGGCCUCCCCCUUUCUGCUCCCCAGGACAUAGCUGGUGCUGGGGGUGUUGGGUAAUAAACAGCUUGCCUUUCUUCCCACUUGAGCUUCAAAGCAGUUGAGAAGCAAUCGAGGGGGUAAGAGGAGAUCAGGUGUCACCUUUAUGACCACCAGCUGACCAAAGGAGGUACAACGGCACUCCCAAAGGGGAAGCUCAGAGUUGGACAUCCCUGCUGGCCCUGAGGGCUGUGUGAGACCACAGGGGACUGGGUGGGAGGCUUUGAUGUCCCACUGGGCUGAGGGGCAGAACAGAGGGCUGAGGCAGGCAGAACCCAGCUCUGGCUCCAAAUUAUGGGUGCCACAUCCACCUGCUUCUCUCCCAGACCCUCUCUCCUGGGCAGAGCGACUGGCAGAGCUGGUCCAUCAGAGCUCUGUCCACAGGGCAGGCCCUGAGUGGGCCACACCCACAGCAUCUAGCCCCAAAGGAGGACCCAGAGGCUGUCCACACCCUGGCUUCCUGGGGCACUGAAGGGCCACCCUCAGCUCCAUGUUCAGCCCGGCCUUGCCCAGCAUUCCAAGGGACAUCCUCAGGGAAGGACAGUAGCGUAGGUCUAUGAUACUGGGCUUUAGCAUGCUAGAGUCCGGGUUUUGAUAGUCUGCUUUCUGUAGCCCACAUCACACGACAGACUGGGCGAGUUAUUGAGGAAAGGGCUUCAUUUUGCCUCGAGGUUCUGGUCCAGGUCAAGGGCCACAUCUGGUGAUGGCUGCUGCCUUUUUUUUUGAGACAGGGUCUCACUGUGUCGUUCAGGCUGGCCUCACAUAGUCACCCUGGCCUCAACAACACUGCAAUCCUCUUGCCUCAGCCUUCCUCAUGCUGAGAUUAUAGACAUGAGCCAGCAACCCAGAUCAUGAUGGCUGUCUUGCUGGCAGUCUGGAGGUGGCGAGGGCAUCACAUGUCCAGGGACAGCACACGUGUCUGUGUCUUCUGGCCUCUCCCUCUUCAUUUAAUAGUGGAUCCCUAUUGGUGGGGGCCCCUAUCUAAUCCUCACCACCUCCCAUUCCUAAACACUAUCAGAGUAAGUUUCCACUUUGAUACUCCCGGUGGGAAUUAGACCCCAGCACAGAGAACAGACCAUGAUCAAACCACAGCAGUCGGCCACGGGUGUCCUCUCAGACUGUUCUUCACUGUGAUGGGGCCCACCCCAAAUCCACCUCAUGGCUCCAAAUGGCUGCACCAGCUCCAACCAUUGUUUCUGCA